Molecule: messenger RNA, 1890 nt
Organism: Schistosoma bovis
Lineage: Eukaryota; Metazoa; Platyhelminthes; Trematoda; Strigeidida; Schistosomatidae
Source: the annotation of a GenBank genome assembly
UUCCUCAAAUAUUUUUCGUUAUGAUGUAUCGACUAUAGAAAGGCGCAUUAGGCAAAAUUUAAAUAAUGUAUUUGUUUUCGUGAAGUCAGUGUACUUUCUGGCCAUGGACAAUGAUUGUGAUGACCAAGAUUUGAACUCUAGUCCGGAAAUACGAAGAGGUUUAUGUAAAUCUGACAAUAACGAUUCCCUAUUUCGAGAUUUAUAUCAGUUUCCUCUUUCACCAGAUAUCAAGAACUCCACACUCAAUGCCGGUGAUGGCGUUAAUAUUACUGAUGUUUCCCAACUAAAGUUUAGUCCUAUAUAUUCACCGUCUUAUAAGAGUUCAUUGGUUGACAAUAGUGGCUUUGAUCUAGUAGACUCUAAUGACACUUCCUUUGACCAUCGCUCAAGUUUAUUUGAUAAUUCUGAUGAUACGACGUAUCAUAAUGUUUCGAAAUUGAAAGGAAUACCAGAGAUUUCCAUAAGCCAAAUUCCUGAGAGUGAACAGUCUCGAAAAAGUCUAACUGGUUUUAGUGAAAACGAUGAGAUUAAAAAGCAGUAUUCUUCUGAUAUACAAAAACAGGUAACCCCAAAUCUUCUGCUAAGGACUAAAAAUUUCAUGAAGAAACACCAUGUAAGUAAUAAUUUAAGUGUUUCUUUUUAUUCGGCUACAAAACCUAGAUAACUGUACAGAAUGCUUAAAGUUAGUAGAAUUCUAUCAACAACUUCUCAUGAGUUUUUUAUUGUUCAAAUAUUACUUUCACUUUCAGUUCAUUAAAAACAUAAAACCAUCUAACUGGAUUUUCUUACUCAAAAUGUAGUACACCUGUGACUUAGACAACAUGAACCAUAUUGUGAAUUCAGUUUCAGAUAUUUACAGUUAUUAUAUGAAGAACUGUUUGAAUAAAUUUAUACAGUCGUUCUGAACAUAGAAAAGAUGAAUGAAUUUACCUAGUACAGCAAUCAUCGCAUUUUUAUUUCAGAUGAAAAUUGAUGAGUCAAAACAGGAUUUUAUGGUAAUAAUAAUUACGCGUCAACAGCGCUGUAUCAUGUUUCGGUUCUUUUCACAUAGUACUGUAAACAAUUAAUAAAGCACAGUCAUACUUGUAACAUGAGAUACAGUAUUCACCUUCCUACCAAACGUUUUUUGAUUACCAUUUUGUUUUAAUUCUCUACAGUAAGAAACUAAUGUUCUAACCAAUUUGUUUGAUAUGAUAAUGCUUAGACCAUUUUUUAAAAUAUACAUAUAAUAGGGGACAACUGUUUUGAAACCUGAUUUCAUACUACCCACUCAAUAUUAAGAAUAAAUAACAUUUGGGAUAAACGAAAGUAUCCUAAGCUGAUUUGUAUAUGUGGUACAAAGUGUAUGAGUUUGCUGAAAAAAUUGAUUUUUGCUUAUUUUAUUAGAGUUGCAUUGAUACCCCUCCAGCUCAUUGGAUAUCAGCACCAGUGGCCUUAACACCAAAUCGUGAUCUAGUUCACAGUUGUUCUUCCAUAGAGAAUGAAGUUUGUUUUCUGGUUAAUCAAGUACAGAGUACAGACUUUAUCACUUCAGUACAAUAUGCUCCGAAAUGUUAUAUAAAAUCACUUGAUUACACACCUUCAUUUAGAACACCAUUUAAUGAGAUUGAUAACCCACCAAAACUACCGAAAUUCGAAGAUAACGUAACUGCUACAGUGAGUGAAGUGCGUACGUGGAUAAACAAAAUAAUUGACGACAGCUAGUUAAAAUCCAUCACAGAUAUGAAGAUCAUAAUAUAUAUAUAUAUAUUUGGAAUUGAUCCAUUAGAAGACUGUGCUUACUGGUUUCUUCUUUUUAGUAAAACGAACUUAAUAUAAUAUUUUGUGCUGAAUUUAAUUUGCUUUUAUUGUUUCUUACUACUGUACUUAAAAGUGGGAAGUGUGAGUUUU